GUCACCUUCCUCGAGAACACCACCAAGUCCAACCCCAAGCGCAAGAAGCUCUCCUCCCCCUCCCCAAGGAUCCCGACAGACGGCCCCCGACCCCCUCCAAUGCCCCACAGUCCACGGACAUGGCCUUCCUCAGAACCCUAAACCCUCUCCUCCGUAGGAGAACCCCGCUCCCGAAUCCGAGGCCUCUCCUCUCCCACUACACCCUCUCCGCCCCCUUCCGCGCCGCCGUCCCUCCCGCCCCCUCCCCCUCCCCCUUCGCCGCCGCGGCCGCGGCCGCGCACCCCCGCGUCCUCGCCCGCUCCCGCAGCGGACCGCUGCUCCCCUCCUCGUCCCCAUGGACGCUCCCGCGGUCCGCCACGCCGUUCACCACCGCCGCCGCUUUCCGCUCGAAGCUCCACAGGGCUCGCGCCAUUGCCGGCGGCAGUGCGCAGGCUCUCGCCGACGCGGUGCGGUGGGAGCCCAAGCGGGUCUACGGAGGCGAGGCUGCGGGUCCGGGUGGAGGUGAGAAGUUUCUGAAUCUGCCCAAUUUGGUGUCGAUCGGGCGCAUGGCGUCGGGGCCGCUCAUUGGAUGGAUGAUUAUGAAUGAAUGGUAUCUUCCUGCUUUUGGCACAUUAGCUUUGUCUGGUGCAAGUGAUUGGUUGGAUGGUUUUUUAGCAAGAAAGAUGGGCAUCAAUUCUGUCAUUGGUUCAUAUCUGGACCCAUUGGCUGACAAGGUGUUGAUUUGCUGUGUUGCUGUAGCAAUGGUUGAGAAGGAGCUCUUACAUCCUGGCCUUGUUGGCCUGGUGGUUGCAAGAGACUUUCUCCUGGUGGGUGGGGCUUUCUACAAACGAGCAUCCAGCCUGGGAUGGAAGUGGAACAGUUGGUCAGACUUUUGUAACUUAGAUGCAAUUCAGCGUGAGAAGGUUCAACCUCUUUUCAUCAGCAAGGUAAAUACAGUAUUUCAGUUGAUGUUGGUUGCUGGUGCACUCCUUCAGCCAGAAUUCGGCACAGAGGAGACUCAGAAUUAUAUUACAUACUUGGGUUGGCUGGUUGCUACUACAACAAUGGCAUCCACAGUAGGUUAUGGUGUGAAAUACUAUCAGUUAAGACCGAGGACAUGAUGACAGCUGUUGCCUGCAUUUUUGUUAAAUACCAGCCAGAUUACGAUUGGUGAAUCCAGCAAUUAGUGGUGAAACUCGAUUGUUUCCAUGGACCAUCCAAAUUUGAAGAAAUGGAAGGGUUGUGCAGUUUCUGAAAAUGAAAGCUGCAGAUGUUUGCUGUAUUAGGACCUCUCCCAAGUAGCCAUUAGUCUAGUUCCUAACAUAUGGAGCCAUUGACUAGAAUAUAAAGCUGUAGAAUUUGUUGUAUUUUUUUCCCCUUAAGAAUGGUUAUCAAAUUACUGGAGGGCAAACCGCAUGCCAGUGUACAUAUUCUUGCAGCUCUGUACUAAGGUUGAGUACAGACUAGAGAGGUUGGCUAGUCUUGAGACGUCAGCGGUUGAAGUCUACAAAUUCUCUCAUAUUCCAAAGGAUUUAGUUGAGUCGUUUUAACCCCUGCAAACGGUGAAAUGUAUAAACUCAUAUUUUCUAUGUCCCUGUAUUGUACUUGCGGGUUAAAAUGUAGUAGUGGAUAGAUCCAGUUGAACCAGCUGAUUACUGGUCGAAAUAAGGCAUUAUUUGCUUCUUAA
This is a messenger RNA of Aegilops tauschii subsp. strangulata, 1666 nucleotides long. RefSeq names its product CDP-diacylglycerol--glycerol-3-phosphate 3-phosphatidyltransferase 1, chloroplastic. Lineage: Eukaryota; Viridiplantae; Streptophyta; Magnoliopsida; Poales; Poaceae. The record is from RefSeq and is a predicted model, not a curated record. Gene Ontology annotation, biological process: cardiolipin biosynthetic process. Gene Ontology annotation, cellular component: membrane; mitochondrion. Gene Ontology annotation, molecular function: cardiolipin synthase (CMP-forming) activity.